GCCGCCGCCGCCGCGGCUGCUGCAGGAGGCGGCGCUGGCUGGCGGCUGCGCUCGCUCCAGUCGGCGAGCGGAGCAGCGAGCGAGCGUGUGUGUGUUUUUUAAAGAUGGCCGGAGCGGCGGCGGCGGUGGCCGCGGGAGCAGCAGCUGGAGCCGCCGCGGCAGCCGUGUCGGUGGCGGUUCCGGGCCGGGCCUCGGCGCCUCCGCCGCCCCCGCCCGUGUACUGUGUGUGCCGGCAGCCGUACGACGUGAACCGCUUCAUGAUCGAGUGCGAUAUCUGCAAGGACUGGUUCCACGGCAGCUGUGUUGGAGUAGAAGAACAUCAUGCUGUUGACAUUGACCUGUAUCACUGUCCCAACUGUGCAGUUUUACACGGUUCCUCCUUGAUGAAAAAGAGGAGGAACUGGCACAGGCAUGACUACACUGAAAUUGAUGAUGGUUCCAAACCAGUGCAAGCUGGAACUAGAACUUUCAUUAAGGAAUUACGCUCUCGAGUCUUCCCAAGUGCCGAUGAAAUAAUUGUAAAGAUGCAUGGCAGCCAGCUGACACAAAGAUAUCUGGAGAAACAUGGAUUUGAUGUCCCUAUUAAUGUCCCUAAAUUAGAUGACCUAGGACUCAGGCUCCCUCCACCUACAUUUUCUGUGAUGGAUGUGGAACGUUAUGUAGGUGGUGACAAAGUGAUAGAUGUCAUUGAUGUGGCGAGACAGGCAGACAGCAAGAUGACACUUCACAAUUACGUUAAAUACUUCAUGAAUCCUAACAGACCAAAAGUGUUAAAUGUGAUCAGCCUUGAAUUUUCAGAUACAAAGAUGUCUGAAUUGGUGGAGGUCCCUGAUAUAGCCAAAAAACUUUCCUGGGUGGAAAAUUAUUGGCCAGAUGAUUCAGUCUUUCCCAAGCCAUUUGUUCAGAAAUACUGCUUAAUGGGAGUUCAAGACAGCUAUACAGAUUUCCACAUUGACUUCGGUGGAACUUCAGUCUGGUACCAUGUCCUCUGGGGUGAGAAGAUUUUUUAUUUAAUAAAGCCAACAGAUGAAAAUUUGGCACGUUACGAAUCUUGGAGUUCAUCUGUGACCCAGAGUGAGGUGUUCUUUGGAGAUAAGGUGGAUAAAUGCUACAAAUGUGUCGUAAAGCAGGGACAUACCUUAUUUGUUCCUACAGGGUGGAUCCAUGCUGUGCUGACUUCUCAGGACUGUAUGGCUUUUGGGGGGAACUUCCUGCACAACCUUAACAUUGGCAUGCAGCUCAGGUGUUAUGAGAUGGAGAAAAGGCUAAAAACACCAGAUCUUUUCAAAUUCCCUUUCUUUGAAGCCAUAUGUUGGUUCGUAGCCAAAAACUUGCUGGAAACCCUGAAAGAACUGAGAGAAGAUGGUUUCCAGCCUCAAACUUACCUAGUACAGGGAGUGAAAGCACUGCAUACUGCUUUAAAAUUAUGGAUGAAAAAAGAACUUGUAUCUGAACAUGCCUUUGAAAUUCCAGACAAUGUUAGACCUGGACACCUUAUUAAAGAACUUUCUAAAGUAAUUCGAGCAAUAGAGGAGGAGAACGGCAAACCAUUUAAAUCUCAGGGAAUUCCUACUGUGUGUCCAGUCUCACGAUCCUCAAAUGAAGCAACUUCCCCAUACCAUUCCCGAAGAAAGAUGAGGAAACUUCGAGAUCAUAAUGUCCGAACUCCUUCCAACCUAGACAUCCUAGAGCUCCACACAAGGGAGGUCCUCAAAAGAUUAGAGAUGUGUCCAUGGGAAGAGGACAUCUUGAGCUCUAAACUGAAUGGAAAAUUCAACAAACAUCUCCAACCAUCUUCCACGGUACCUGAAUGGAGAGCGAAAGAUAAUGAUCUACGAUUACUGCUGACAAAUGGAAGAAUAAUUAAAGAUGAAAGACAGCCCUUUGCAGAUCAAAGUCUUUAUACAGCAGAUAGUGAAAAUGAAGAGGAUAAAAGAAGGACAAAAAAGGCAAAAGUGAAGAUAGAAGAGCGUUCAAGAAUAGAGGGAAUAGAAAAUGAAGAAUCUCAAAAACCACUGAACAGGUUUUUUACACGUGUGAAAUCAGAACUCAGGAGUAGAUCAUCAGGAUAUUCUGAUAUUUCUGAGUCAGAAGACUCCGGACCCGAGUGCACUGCACUGAAAAAUAACUUUACCACUGAAGAGUCUGAAAGUUCAGGUGAUGAAAAGAAACAAGAAAUAACAUCCAACUUUAAGGAGGAAUCUAAUGUGAUGAGGAACUUCCUUCGAAAGAGCCAGAAGCCAUCUAGAAGUGAAAUUCCAAUUAAAAGGGAAUGUCCUACCUCGACGAGCACAGAGGAAGAAGCUAUUCAGGGCAUGCUGUCUAUGGCAGGGUUGCACUAUUCCACUUGUUUACAAAGGCAAAUACAAAGCACAGGCUGCAGUGGUGAAAGAAACUCUCUCCAGGAUCCCAGCAGCUGCCAUAGCAGUAACCCUGAGGUUAGGCAGUUGUAUCGCUAUCAUAAACCAGUGGAAUGUGGAUACCAUGUCAAGACUGAAGAUCCAGACUUGAGGACUUCCUCCUGGAUUAAACAGUUUGAUACUUCCAGAUUUAAUCCUCAGGAUCUAAGUAGAAGCCAGAAAUGCAUCAAAAAGGAAGGUUCAUCAGAAAUUAGUCAGAGGGUACAAAGUAGGAAUUAUGUGGACAGCAGCGGCUCAAGCCUUCAGAAUGGAAAGUAUAUGCAGAAUUCAAACCUGACUUCGGGAACAUGCCAGCUAAGUAACGGCAGUCUAAGCCCAGAAAGGCCAGUUGGUGAAACUUCCUUCUCCGUGCCCCUUCACCCUACCAAGAGACCGGCAUCAAAUCCACCACCUAUCAGCAACCAAGCAACAAAAGGUAAACGUCCAAAAAAAGGAAUGGCAACAGCCAAGCAACGUCUUGGGAAGAUCCUUAAGUUGAACAGAAAUGGCCAUGCACGUUUCUUUGUGUGACAGAGCUGCUGUUGCAGCCAUUCUUCCCUUUGGAGACCAGUCUAGGGGCAGGAGCCUGGAGCUUCCCCUGUCCCCUUCUUGCCUGGAGCAGUUUGUGUGUAUAGUAAGAACACUGCCCGAAGAACAGAAUGAACCUGAUGCUGCAUUUUCACUGUGCCACACCCACUCAGCAAUAACCAUUUUGGACCUGGUGGGGGAGAGGAGGAAGGAGGGUAGAACCUUAAAAAGAGACCUCGAACUGGAAAGGGUCUCUUGUCAGGGCUUGAAUUUUAUUUUGUUGUUGGUAGUGUCUUGAUGUAUUUUCAGUGGUAGGGUAAAGAAUUAUCAAUAAUUUAUUUAACAGAUUUUUUUUAAAAGUUAACAGCUUUUAAAUUCUUUUUUUAAAGCUAUUUAUUUGGAAGAUUUCUGGAGAAAUAUCUCACUAAUUUAGAUGUAAGAAUGUGAAGGUUUUUAAAUUAUUUUUGAUAGUGUGUGUGUUACAUGUGGGGAAGAACCACGGUAACAGUAACUAGUCUGGACUCUUAAAUUUGAUAUUCAGGUUAAAGUCUUAAACAGGGAUUUGAUGCAUUAAUUAUUUUAAAUUAAGAUGUAUAUGAAAAUCAUUUUAUUUUAUAUAUUUCAUGUGUUUUUUAUAAGCUAUUAGCUUCGCUUUUGCUAACAUCCAAGGUGCAUACUGUUAUCCAGGUUGAUUACCUUAUAUCCCACCUUCCCUCUGCACUCCCUAUCAUUUUGUGAUGACCCAGUGAGACUCUUCUCUUUGCAGGGAAAUACUUUCUUAGCCAAUGUAUAAAAAUUCCAUAAAAGAUCCCUCAUUUCUCAUUUCGUUUGACAUUGUGAUUUUCUUCUCAAUAUUAAAAAAAUAGGCUUUUGCAUUUUCAUUUCUGCUGAUGAUAUCUGGGUCCCAAAGAGAACAGCUUUAAUACCUUUUUCCCACUUGUGGGAAAAGUGUUAUAAGUUUGGUUAAAUUGUCAUGUUUAUAGUUUUUCCAAAUACAUUUGUAACUACAACAGGCCUUCUUCGUACUGCUGGUGUUGGACAACAGGACUGACACCUGCUGCGGAGGUUAUAUCUUAUGAUGCUUUUAUUCUCCAUACCUGAUUUGUUGGAAAAUGUUAUUUGACUUAGGAUAUUCAAAUCUGCAUAAUAAGCCGUUAAUAUAAUAGGAUUAAUACUACAUUAAGUUGUAUAGAAGCAAGCAUGUUGGAAUAGCUCUUUUGUGUGUAUUUACUUUUUUUAUUUCUUAAUUUUCAAAGAAUUACUUAAGAUAUGGAUUUGGAGUAAAAUAGGU
This is a messenger RNA of Rhinopithecus roxellana (golden snub-nosed monkey), 4218 nucleotides long. It is a transcript of the gene KDM7A, whose product is annotated as lysine demethylase 7A. Gene Ontology annotation, molecular function: transcription coregulator activity; histone demethylase activity. The record is from RefSeq and is a predicted model, not a curated record. NCBI's taxonomy places the organism in Eukaryota, Metazoa, Chordata, Mammalia, Primates, Cercopithecidae. The coding region runs from base 105 to 2930 and encodes 941 amino acids. Gene Ontology annotation, biological process: protein demethylation; regulation of transcription by RNA polymerase II. The transcript has 20 exons.